AUGUUGGCAAGAAAUUUCGCUGCCACUGUAGUGUCAUGCAGUCUUGUAAUUCUUCUUUUACUCUUUGAGUCUGCUGAAACUAGUGCUAUCCCUCCUCGUUCGUUAUUUCCUCGCGAUGUCCCAAAACUUAGAUCCGUUACACAAUAUUCUACAUCACAAACAAACACGAGUGUGCUUUUGAAUUCCACUGUACAGUUAAGCUUUCCUCCCUCGCCUCCUCUUCCAAGCGUUGAAAAUCAAACUUCUUCUGUGAUUGCAAUUGCCUCUGAAUAUUUUGAUUCUGAUACUUGGACUUUAUAUACCAAUGAAUUGCGCAACAACUCCUUCUCAAUUCAGCCUUAUUCUGCAAAUGGAUAUAUUGGAGCUAGAAUUCCCGUCCAGGGACACGGUCUGGCUUUCGAUGAAAAUCAUACAGAUCCGAACGGACCACCUCCAACUAAUGGCUGGCCAUUAUUUGAUCGCCGGCUAACUGGUGCCUAUGUCGCAGGUUUCUGGGAUUAUCAACGCAAUAUUACUGCUACCAAUUUCCCAGAGUUGCUAAAAAAAGGCGGGGAGUCUGUCAUUUCUACACUUCCUGUUUGGACGACCUUGGAUGUCACUGACCUCCGUACUAAUGCAACUUAUAAUACCUCCACAAACAACUCUCAGAUCAGUAAUUGGCAGCAAUCUCUUUCUCUAAAGAAUGGUAUUGUACAAACCAAUCUUACCUGGAACCCAUCGUCCAAUUCAAGCUACCGUCUCAAUUAUACGGUUCUGACCCAUAGAAAUAGACCAAGUCUCGGCGUUGUCAGACUGGAUAUUACAUCUAACACUAGAUCUCAGAUCAAUGUCACUGACAUUUUAGACGGGGCAGGAUCAUUAAGGACCCACUAUGUUGAUUCUGAUUUGGCUUUUGAACCGGCAAUCUGGACCGCUGUCAAGCCAAUUGGUAUUCGCAAUGUCACCGCCUAUGAGUACAGUACAAUCACCUUCUCAAAUAAUACUGCUUUGAACCAGACUAGCAGAACUGGUUCAUCACUUGCAUCAAAAAAUGCGUCAACUAUCUCUCAACAAUUCACCCUAUCAUUAAAACCAAACGUGACUUAUUCAAUUAUUAAAUAUGUUGGAAUUGCAUCUUCUGAUGCUUAUCCUUCUGACCCAUUUAUCGCUGCUAGAAUGGCAUCUUCACAGGCUGUGCAGGCUGGCUGGGACUCUCUUCUUGCUGAACACAAUAAAGCUUGGAAUAAAAUUUGGGAUCAAGCCGAUAUUCGGAUUCCUGGAGAUCAGGAGUUACAAAUCUCAGCCCGUGCCACUUUGUUCCAUCUGAUUGCAAACGUUCGUGAAGGUAAUGAGGGUCCUGGAUUUGGCGAUAACUCCAUCUCCGUCGGCGGCUUAAGUUCAGACUCAUAUGCUGGUUUCAUCUUCUGGGACGCCGACACUUGGAUGAGUCCAGGUUUGCAAGCUCUGUAUCCUAACUUUGCGUCGUCCAUUACUAACUACCGUGCACGAUUGGAGGGACAGGCAAUUAAAAAUGCUCAGUCCCAAAAUUACACCGGUGCGGUUUUCCCCUGGACAAGUUCUCGUUUUGGUAAUUGUACGAGUACGGGACCGUGCUUUGAUUAUGUAAGUAGCUCAAGAUGUACACAUUCAUAUGGGGUCGCUAACAAGGUUUAG
This is a messenger RNA of Sugiyamaella lignohabitans, 1653 nucleotides long. It is a transcript of the gene ATH1, whose product is annotated as alpha,alpha-trehalase ATH1. Gene Ontology annotation, cellular component: fungal-type cell wall. The record is from RefSeq and is a predicted model, not a curated record. Gene Ontology annotation, biological process: trehalose catabolic process. Bases 1 to 1653 code for a protein of 550 amino acids. Lineage: Eukaryota; Fungi; Ascomycota; Dipodascomycetes; Dipodascales; Trichomonascaceae. The transcript has a single exon. Gene Ontology annotation, molecular function: alpha,alpha-trehalase activity; carbohydrate binding.